Molecule: messenger RNA, 2173 nt
Organism: Xiphophorus maculatus (southern platyfish)
Lineage: Eukaryota; Metazoa; Chordata; Actinopteri; Cyprinodontiformes; Poeciliidae
Product: gap junction alpha-3 protein-like
Exons: 2
Coding region: 342-1427 (361 amino acids)
Biological process (GO): cell communication
Cellular component (GO): connexin complex
Source: RefSeq, a predicted model, not a curated record
GAGCAAGCUGGACAUGGUUAAGAGGGCUUCCAAUGCACUAGGUGUCUGUGGAAGACCCCUGGGCCGCAGCCUGGGUCCUGAUUUCUGUUAACAGGCUUUGAAGAUGGACGAUUGAGUCGGAUGGUUUUUUCAGUGUGGAACGAAGCGUAUCGCUAGACGGACUUCGCUUUUCCUGUCCAUUCAAGGGCAUUGCUUGAGGGCCCUCGGAUCAGGCGCCACACCGAGGCCUGUCUGCAGAACAUGACGGCUCCAUGGACCCUUCAGGACGUGAAAAGCUUCACUCCAUGAGAUGUUUUGAGUUCACAAAGUGGUUUUCACCAGUAAAUUGACCUGACACAGCCAUGGGAGACUGGAACCUGCUGGGAAAGCUUCUGGAAAAAGCCCAGGAGCACUCCACUGUGGUUGGAAAGGUCUGGCUCACUGUCCUGUUCAUCUUCCGCAUCCUCGUCCUCAGCGCCGCCACCGAGAAGGUGUGGGGCGACGAGCAGUCGGGGUUCACCUGCGACACCAAGCAGCCCGGUUGCGAGAACGUGUGCUACGACAUCACCUUCCCCAUCUCCCACGUCCGCUUUUGGGUGCUGCAGAUCAUCUUUGUGUCGACGCCCACCCUCAUCUAUCUGGGACACAUCCUACACCUGGUGCGGAUGGAGGAGAAGCAGAAGGAGAAAGAUAAAGAGAGGCAACAACAAGUCGACAAACAAGCUCCCUUUGUGGAUACUCAUCACAAGAAAGCUCUCAAAAGGGAUGAGAAGGGACGGGUGCGGCUUCAGGGGGAGCUCUUGCGCACGUACGUCUUCAAUGUGAUCUUCAAGACACUGUUUGAGGUGGGCUUCAUCGUAGCCCAGUACCUCUUGUACGGUUUUGAGCUGAAACCCAUGUAUACAUGUGACAGGCCACCUUGUCCUAAUGUGGUUAACUGCUACAUAUCCCGUCCUACAGAGAAAACUAUCUUCAUCAUCUUCAUGCUUGGGGUGGCCAGUGUUUCAUUGUUCCUGAACCUCAUAGAGAUCUACCACCUGGGGUUCACCAAGUGCCGCCAGGGCAUCACCUUCAAGAGGGGUCAACAGAACCUGCAGAGCAUUUCCAAGGGGCACAGGGAGACUCCUGUGCCUCUGGUACCAAGCUACGAUGACUACUUCCGAGAACACAGCCAAGUCCAACCAUCUUAUCCUCCGGUACCAAGCUACAACCUCUCCCCCCUGUCUGAGGGAACAGACUCAUCUUUCCACCCUUACCACAGCAAGGCUGCCUACAAGCAGAAUAAGGACAAUUUGGCGGUGGAGAGGAGCAGCAGCAAGCCAGAGGAAUGUGACGUGAAGGGAAAAAACGGAUCAGUAUCAGCCCCCGGGUCUCCUACGCAAACUAGGUCCAGUCAUGGCGGCAAGCACAGCAGCAGCCGGACUAGAAUAGACGAUCUGAAGAUAUGAGGAGGUAUAUGUUUCUUGGAAGGGUCUUAAAACACUUGUGAGGGGAAUCUUACAUUGUCAGGAAAGCUGCUGUAUAUGCUGAACUCACCCUCUCACACAAGACGACUCAGGUUUGACUCAUUCCAACUUUGGGCGUGGGGUACAUUUAAGAGUAGAGGCGAGUGUAUUUGUACACUUAACAAACGUGGGUUACCUUUUUCAGAUCAGCUUUCUGCUUUGCUGCCAUUAAAUUCAUAUUUUGUGAAACUUAAUAGUUUGUUUUUUUAAUCUCAUCCCAAAUCACAUUUGUUUGUGGAACACAAAUUAGGUUAAUAGUGCAUUAUGACGAAAAUUUGAUUUGUAUUGCUGAUUAUUGAAUUGGGUGGUAUGGUAUGACUCUUUCUGCAUUAAAUUACAUGGUUUCAUCAGGUUUAAUUUGGGGUUUUUUUGUCUUUCAUUGAAGUUCAGAAAGUUCUCAGACUUCAGAGUAGGAAUGUGUUUGGGCUCUGGCUUGACUUCAGUGAAUGAAAUAAGAUAGGGUGAAGAGUUAAGUUUAGCUUCCUUUGCCUGUUUUGAGGUCACAAUCAAGUUCACUUGCUCUGACUUGAAGCGAAGAAUUGUGCAAUACGUGACAGCUCAUUGAACGGAGGAUUGGCUGUCACUGAUUCCAGAAGAAGUUGGACUGGUGUCAUGAGUUCCAAGAUUUGUGCUGCCUCUUUUGUUUUUGUAUUUUAUUUUGACAGCCAUGAAGUAGAUAAUUGUGAACA